AUGUCACAAUCAAAUGGUAUGGAAAAUAGAUGGUGGGAUGAAAUUCUUCAAAGAAAAGAAGAAGCAGAACAAUUAUUAAAACAAACUGAACAAGAAUGUAGAGUUAUUGAACAAUUAGAGCAACAAAAAUUAAACAAUCAUGAAUAUGAGUUAACUGAUAAGAUAGAAAAAAUUAUCAAUAAAUUAAAAUGGAAGAUACAAUUAAUAGAAGGAAAAAUAAAUAAAAGAAGUGAAGUUCUUCAAAAAUUAAAAGAAGAUUUUAAUAAAAUAAGUCAAAUAAAUCAACAACAAGAAGACGAAGAAAUAACAAUGAAAGAAAUAACUAAUGACAUUAUCAGAAAAUUACUUUUUAUAGAAGAGAUGAAAUAUAAAAAAGAGAUUAAAGAAAUUGAAUCAAAGUUUCAAGAAAUGAUUAAUAAAAGAAAAGAAGAAUUUCAAUUAAGAAGAACUGAACUUACCAAUAUGAAGUUUAUAAUUCCUAAUAGAAUUGAUAUUAUUCCAUUUACACUUAAAAUAGAUAAAGAAUUCAGAAUUAUUGAAGAAUAUUAUAUUUAUUUACAGAAUUGGUCUAAUUUGAAUGAGUAUCAAAUUCUAUUUGAUUCUUUUCUUGAUUCACAAAACCAGUUUAAUGAUAGAGUUAUGAAUAAACGCAAUUUAUAUUUUAUUAAUUUUGAUGAAUUUGGUUAUGUGUUUGGAGCAUUUGUGUCUGUUCCUAUUCUUGAAACUAACAAAUUUAUUUCUGAUCCUAAUCAUUUUAUUUUCUCAUUAAAGAAAUCAAUAUUUAAACCAAUGAAAUGGAAUCCAAUUGGAGAUAAUAGUUCUAAUGCUCUUUUUAUAUAUAGAAAUGAAAGUUAUUUAUAUCAAGUUGGUCAUACAGGUUGUUUUAUAAUUCAUCAAACUGGUGUAUCAAAUUCAUACUGUAAGAACCUCCAAAUAGCUUAUUUAGGUGCACCAUCAAGUUUGAGUAAUACAGAAAGUUUUGAAGAUUUCUCAGUCAAUAGAGUAAUAGUUAUUCAAAUGAUGUAA
Messenger RNA from Entamoeba nuttalli P19, 1026 nucleotides. RefSeq lists its product as hypothetical. The record is from RefSeq and is a predicted model, not a curated record. The transcript has a single exon. Lineage: Eukaryota; Evosea; Mastigamoebida; Endamoebidae. The coding region runs from base 1 to 1026 and encodes 341 amino acids.